This is a messenger RNA of Trichechus manatus latirostris (Florida manatee), 3288 nucleotides long. It is a transcript of the gene SOD2, whose product is annotated as superoxide dismutase 2. Gene Ontology annotation, biological process: superoxide metabolic process. The transcript is spliced from 5 exons. Gene Ontology annotation, cellular component: mitochondrion. The coding region runs from base 212 to 880 and encodes 222 amino acids. NCBI's taxonomy places the organism in Eukaryota, Metazoa, Chordata, Mammalia, Sirenia, Trichechidae. Gene Ontology annotation, molecular function: superoxide dismutase activity; metal ion binding. The record is from RefSeq and is a predicted model, not a curated record.
AAGCGUAGGCGGUGCAGGUCCACGGGUUUUCCCGUGUUUCCCCCUCCGAGAAUGGGAGCGGCGCAGGGGCGGGGCCUUCCGGAAGAAGGGGCGGGGCCUCCCGGAAGGGGCGGUGGCGGUGCCCUUGCGGGUGGUCGGCAGGCAGCCUUUAAAGCUCACGCUUGGCCUCGGCACCUGCGCUUCGUGUGGAGAGGAGUAUCUGCGCAGCGCCAUGUUGUGCCGGGCGGCGUGCAGCACGAGCAGGAAGCUGGUACCAGCUUUGGGAGCUUUGGGCUCCAGACAGAAGCACAGCCUGCCUGACUUGCCGUAUGAUUAUGGCGCCCUGGAGCCGUACAUUAACGCUCAAAUCAUGCAGCUGCACCACAACAAACACCACGCCGCUUACGUGAACAACUUAAACAUCGCUGAGGAGAAGUAUAAAGAGGCGCUGGCAAAGGAUGAUGUUACAACCCAGAUAGCUCUCCAGCCUGCGCUGAAGUUCAAUGGCGGAGGUCACAUUAAUCAUAGCAUCUUCUGGACAAACCUGAGCCCUAAUGGCGGUGGAGAACCCAAAGGGGAAUUGCUGGAGGCCAUCGUACGUGACUUUGGUUCCUUUGAGAAGUUUACGAAGAAGUUGACAGCUGUGUGUGUUGGCGUUCAGGGUUCAGGCUGGGGUUGGCUUGGUUUCAACAAGGAACGGGGACUCUUACAGAUUGCCGCUUGUUCUAAUCAGGACCCACUGGAAGGAACAACAGGUCUUAUUCCACUGCUGGGGAUUGAUGUGUGGGAGCAUGCUUAUUACCUUCAGUAUAAAAAUGUCAGACCUGAUUACUUAAAAGCUAUUUGGAAGGUGAUCAACUGGGACAACGUAACUGCAAGAUACAUGGCUUGCAAAAAGUAAAACAUUAUCAUUGUACUGCGUAGGUCAAGCUCUUGAUGACUAUUUUUGUAGUGGUGUAGAGUAUUGCAAUAUACUAAUAAGCUGCUUUAUUGUAUAUCAUUUCUUAAAUGUUGCUUAUUCAAAUAUGUGAUAAACAGAAUUUAAUGCUAUGAAUGUUCGGUUGUUUUAAAAUUUUGUUAUUGGGCAGUUGUGAAAAUAUUGAAUGCUUUGCAUGAUUUAAUUUUUUGAUUGAAUGUUGUCUUCAGAGAGCUGAGAGCCUAACCAAAAAGAAAACCCUUUGCCGUCGAGUCAAUUCCAACUCAUAGCGAAGAUAGCCUAGGAGGUUGUAAUUGUCAUCAUGAAACCCAUCAAAAAUAUUCCAUCCCUAGAUGAUUGGGACCCGUAGGGAAGCCUUUCUAAUCCUCUUCUAUUGCAAUUAUAGAAAAUCUAGUCUUGCCCCAGCUUGACAGUAAAAUCCACCCAAGGGAAAUUACUCAAUUUUCUACUGAAAAUGGCUUUCUGUAAGUAAUCCUCUGCCUACUAUAACGUCUGAUAGAUAUCACCCAGUGGUCUUUAUUGUGGAUAGCCCCAUGUUUCACAGAGUUAACACAUAUUUAAAAAAAAAGAAAAACUAGAUUGGUAAUUGAGAACUGCUUUAUUAUAAAAAGAUAGUUGUGUUUUUGAAUUUUUCAAAUAUGAAAACUAUAAUGUGAAAUUUUGUCCUUAAGAUAAAUGUAUCGUAUAAAAGUGCUCAAAGUGGACAAAUUCGGGCCUUGUUGAUAAAAUCGAUGACAGAAGUUAGACCACAGAUGUUUCUGGCCAGGCUCCUGCCCCUGCAUGACACCUCCUUCCUGAGCGUCCCUCGGUCAAGCACAGCCCUCCCCAGGAGGGCAAACUGACCUCAGGACGAGGCUGGCCUCACUCCUCCCUCAGAACCAAUUAUUUUCCAAGAUGUGCUUUUGAGUUAUUCUGUCUUUUUUGUUGUUUUUCAUUUUCUUUUCCAAAAUGUACAAUCACUAUAUAUUGUGUUGUUUUUCAGUAAAGGAAAAAUAUACCCACAAGACAGUGACACCGCAUGUCAAAUUCUGUUCCUGUUUAGUUCUUGCAAACUGAGCUGUAUUCUAUGUAAAUGUAGCAGGGAUCCUUUUUUGUAUUUGGUUAACCCAUUGUCAUGCAUUCCCCCAUGAUGUUCAUCCUCUUCCUAAUGAUUUUAAUCGAUGUGUGAUGUUUUAUCCAUUGGACAUUUCCGAAUUUAUUUUACUGGCUGUAUUACUGGAUAUUUUGCCUGUUUCCAGUUGUUGUUAUAAAUAAUGCUAUUGGAAUAUUCUCUAUAUAGGUUUUCUUUUAAACCUAUUUAGUAACAGGAAGUCUUCCCAACUUCAUCUUUCUAUUUUUAAUUUUCCCCCAACAUAAUUGUUAUAUAUGUAUUUUUUUUUCAUGGAAAAAUGGAGUAACUUAGAAGUUUCAAUAUUGAAGACUGAAGUUUUUAAAAAAAAUUCAAGGCACUUUUCUCUUAGAAUCCAAUUAGAAAGCUAUUCAGGCUUUCAGGAUUGUCAGCAGUGCUGGUGAGACCAUUGAUGACUCUGUGUGUGCGCGCGCACUUAUGUUUGUGUUCAUUCAUUGAGAAAGCUGGAGACUGUGAUUGCCAUUCUUUAUAUACCACAGCCGUGACUUUCAUGGGGCUCAGAUGGGAGUCAUGUGAUUACUGCUUGUCUAUGUAAACAGUGUUUAAACAGACCAGCUAGAAAACUAGGGUCCUUUCGAAAGACGCGCUUUUGAAUACAAGUAGUAGUCAACUAGAUCUUGCUUUGUAUGGAACUAACAAAUUUAUGCAGAGAUUACUGAUUUAUAUAAAGCUUUUGGGCUCCUACUAAGCUUUAAGAUUGCAAAACUAUUCAAUAUUGAAAUUUCUGUGGGGCUCUAUUUUUGCUUUGAGUUUAUGUUGAGAGAACAGUGGAAGGAGGAGGAAAGCACGCUGCUUCAGUAGAGCAUUUUCCUCCCCGUCGGGUAGGUUUGUUUAAGAGAUCAAGGUCACUUAAACCAACUACAGACUUUAAUCAUCCAGCGGAAAAUGAGAAUGUAGGAUUCUGUGGGGCCCCGUUUUCAUAAGAGAGAAGAGAAGAAAGUAAAAGUGCAGUUUCUUCCGAAAGAACGUGUAGUUUUCAUCCAAGGGGAGCUUGUGAUGACGCAGCAGGGCCCGCCCACCCGCGUCACCGAUGUGCCAGAAGAGCCUCUGAAUGACAGGUGCUGAAAGGACACAAGGACGCAGAACAACUCCUGCCUGUGAAAUAGUAUUGUGGCUUGAACUGUAGUGUAAUAAUUAAACUUUCAUGUUGAGAAAUUACCGCUUGAUUGCACUCUCAAAUUCAUGAUAUUAAAGUGAGGUUUGUGUCUGUAUUGAGCACCUUUUAAAUAAAAUUUAGAUUGAU